Messenger RNA from Halichondria panicea, 856 nucleotides. RefSeq lists its product as uncharacterized. The record is from RefSeq and is a predicted model, not a curated record. Lineage: Eukaryota; Metazoa; Porifera; Demospongiae; Suberitida; Halichondriidae. Bases 160 to 663 code for a protein of 167 amino acids. The transcript has 5 exons.
GGGGCUCAGAAGGUUUCUUCCUGCUUGCCAGCAGAGCUAGAGAGGACUGAAGUACGUAUUUACUGUAGUCGGGAAGUCACUGUGCUGAGCUGAGUGCAACUUGGAAUCUUUUCUCUUGAAAUCACCAUCACAAAGACGAAGUACUAUUAAGGCUAAGCUAUGGGUUCAAGGCUGGCCAUUACCUGGUUCUCCCUUAGCUCUCUGGUUGUCAUCUGGGACGCCCUGUUUGUGUUUUUGCGCCCGCGGUCUUUGCCAGGGGGAGACCUGCACUUCUUGUUCAAGCCGUAUGGUCUCUACAUCACAGUGGAUACAAACUAUGGGGACAUGGAGCAUUCAUUCACCAUUUGUCAAAGCUGGAUGAAUGUGGCUGAAGUGUGCCUGCAGCUGUACACUGUAGUACUGUUGCUGAAGGGCCAAAAAAGUGCCUCCUUUUGGGCCUUUUUGGUGAGUUCUCUCACUCUAUGGAAGACCCUCAUCUACAUGCUCCAGUACACUUCCCUCUGCAAUGGAAGCCAUCUUGUCCAACACCUUGACUGGUCUACGUUCCUGUGUCUGUUCAUCGUACCCAAUGGAGUCUGGAUUGUUGUGCCAUCAAUUUUCUUGUUUUCUUAUGGAGCUGAAAUUCUAAACAUUGUGGCUACUCACAAGGAGAAGAAGCGCUAGACAUUAACUGUUAGCAAACUCCUCUUAUGAAAAACUGAUUUAAAACUAUAUAAAUAUACAAGGUUACCAUAUAUGGUCGUCGUUUUCUUUUUAAAUUUAUAAUUAUUGCUGGCAUUAAUUAAGUUUGCCAAUGAGAAUUAAAAACAUUAUGUAUAAAAAUCUACAUUAUUCAAUAAAAAUUGAUGCUUAAGAA